UGGUGACGUAGAGCUCAUGUGUAAGGAAGGAAAACUGUCAACAUGCAGCAUGGGCACGGUUCGACAAGUUCCUCACAAAACUAUGGUAGUGGGGCAACUGGCAGUGGUAGUUCGCAUUAUUCAGGGAGUGGGUCUUCUAGCUACAGUAGUAAAGUAGAAGAUAUGGAAUUUCCAUACUGUCCAGAUGCCAACAAAUAUGAAAAAUUGGCCAAGAUUGGUCAGGGAACUUUUGGAGAAGUUUUUAAAGCCAGGGACCGCCAAACACGAAGGCUUGUAGCGAUGAAGAAAGUGUUAAUGGAAAAUGAAAAGGAAGGGUUUCCUAUAACAGCAUUACGAGAAAUAAAAAUACUGCAGUUGCUGAGACAUGAAAAUGUAGUGAAUUUAAUUGAAAUUGCAAGAACAAGAGCAACUCCUUAUAACAGAAUGAAGAGCACCUUUUACCUUAUAUUCGAAUUCUGUGAACAUGAUCUUGCUGGACUUCUGAGCAACGCAAAUGUGAAAUUUAAUAUUGGUGAAAUUAAAAAGGUCAUGCAGCAGUUGUUAAACGGAUUGUACUUCAUUCAUAGCAACAAGAUUUUACACAGAGACAUGAAAGCUGCAAAUAUUCUAAUCACAAAACAUGGAGUUCUGAAACUAGCAGACUUUGGCUUAGCAAGGGCUUUUAGCACAGCUGGUAAAGACAAACAAAAUAGGUAUACAAACAGAGUGGUCACGCUGUGGUAUCGACCCCCUGAACUCCUUCUAGGGGAGAGAAACUAUGGGCCUCCGAUUGACUUGUGGGGAGCGGGAUGUAUUAUGGCAGAGAUGUGGACAAGAACUCCAAUAAUGCAAGGAAAAACAGAACAACAUCAGCUUCAGUUGAUUAGUCAGUUGUGUGGAUCUAUAACCAAAGAAGUGUGGCCAAAUGUGGUGAAACUUGAUAUGUAUGGACAGAUGGAACUUGCCCAAGGCCAAAAACGCAAAGUUAAAGACAGGCUGAAGGUCUAUGUGAAGGACCAGUAUGCUCUAGAUUUGAUUGACAAGCUGCUGACCCUUGACCCCUCAAAGAGGAUAGACAGUGACACUGCUUUGAAUCAUGACUUUUUCUGGUCAGACCCAAUGCCCUCUGAACUUGCUCAUAUGUUGUCACAGCAUUCCACCUCCAUGUUCGAAUUUCUGGCUCCACCCAGGCGGCCCGGCCAGAGAAUGCCUGCUGGUCAAGUUCAGAGACCAGCUCCCAACCCUGACCAACAUUUUGAAAGGGUGUUUUGAAUGAUAUACAUGUACUAUCUACUCAGUGAUUAAGCACUCUGUUUCCUCAUACAGUUAUUUUAUCCAUCAGUUUAACUUGGUGAUAUGGAGGUGAACAUGUAUCUUUUCUAAAAGAUGUCUUUGAAAAGAGUCAUUCAUUUGGAUGUAUGAUCACAUGUAUGAACAAAUUGUACUUGUAUGUCUGAAUAAAUCAAAUAUCUUCAAAGGGAAAAGAAUUGU
Saccostrea cuccullata (small rock oyster) is the source of this 1470-nucleotide messenger RNA. RefSeq names its product cyclin-dependent kinase 9-like. Gene Ontology annotation, molecular function: RNA polymerase II CTD heptapeptide repeat kinase activity; ATP binding; cyclin binding. NCBI's taxonomy places the organism in Eukaryota, Metazoa, Mollusca, Bivalvia, Ostreida, Ostreidae. The coding region runs from base 43 to 1251 and encodes 402 amino acids. The record is from RefSeq and is a predicted model, not a curated record. The transcript has 4 exons. Gene Ontology annotation, cellular component: nucleus; cyclin/CDK positive transcription elongation factor complex. Gene Ontology annotation, biological process: positive regulation of transcription elongation by RNA polymerase II; protein phosphorylation.